This is a messenger RNA of Trichomonas vaginalis G3, 954 nucleotides long. RefSeq names its product queuine tRNA-ribosyltransferase protein. Gene Ontology annotation, molecular function: pentosyltransferase activity. NCBI's taxonomy places the organism in Eukaryota, Parabasalia, Trichomonadida, Trichomonadidae. The record is from RefSeq and is a predicted model, not a curated record. The transcript has a single exon. Bases 1 to 954 code for a protein of 317 amino acids.
AUGUCUCGUGUGUUGAAACUUGAAGAUCCACAAGGAGAGAAUGAACCACUCGAAACACCAUGUUUUGUUGUUCCAACAGAAAUGGGUCUAAUUCCAAACAUUACACCAGAUUUAUCCGAUAACUUUCCACUAUUUUACUACGCAGGUGAUUUUUAUAAAGCAGCACUUCCAAAAUCAGUAAAAGCCAGUGAUGCCCUCGGAUUUACAAAGCGCUGGAUAUUCUUUGGCCCAGCUGCAGACUUCUACAACUUCGAUGAAGGACCAAGUAAAAAAGGAGUUCGUUUAUAUCAGCGCAACAGUAAUCUAAUCGUUGUUAGUAAGGAAGAUUAUGAAAAUAUGGUCAAUUAUGUUAAGCCACAAGGUACUGUUUCUUUAUAUUCACAUCUUCAAGACAACACAACAGGCAGACAGAAGAAUUUGAGAACAACAACAAACAAAGAAUUCGCAACAGAAUAUCCAAAGACUCUCAACUUUACAGUUGCUACAGCAGAAAAACCAGAAACUGGAUUUUUCGCUCAAUAUCCUAUUUUCUCUGAGAAAGAAGCAGAAGCAGUCAAAGAGAUAUUAGCUACUAGGAACCAAGAUGCCCCUAGAAUGCUCUAUUGCGAUGGACAUCCAACAGAUAUUCGCCGCGCGAUUGAUACAGGUUUUGACAUCAUUGUUGCUCAAUAUCCUACAUAUAUGGCUACACACGGCUACGCUCUGAACUUUGAUUUCGAGCGCGGUAAAGAAGGAGAGAGUUUAGGCCUAGAUUUAAGAUCAAGAGAGUUUGAACACGACCACAGACCACUUGUCGAAGGAUGUGACUGCAUAUGCUGCAGAAACCACUCCAGAUCUUAUUUACACCAUCUUUUGAACGUUCAUGAGAUUUUGGGCCAAGUUUUCCUUUCACAGCACAAUUUGUAUCACUACAGAAGAUUUUUCGAAUACAUCCGUAAGGAACUUUCACAAUAG